Tetrahymena thermophila SB210 is the source of this 1782-nucleotide messenger RNA. Its product is annotated as phospholipase B-like protein. The record is from RefSeq and is a predicted model, not a curated record. The transcript has 8 exons. Lineage: Eukaryota; Ciliophora; Oligohymenophorea; Hymenostomatida; Tetrahymenidae. Gene Ontology annotation, molecular function: glycerophospholipase activity.
AUGAAUUUGAAAUAAAUUUUCUUUAUAGUUUUCAUAAUUUCACUUGCCUCGUGCUAAGUUAAGUAGCUAGAAGAUGAGUCAAUUCAGUUUGAUACUUAAAACCUUAACUUGAAUUAUCUUUAAUCAUCAACUAUUAAACUCGUGGCUAUUAAAAAAGGUGAUAGCUUUUUAGUAUAAUAAAAUGAUGAUAACAAGUACUCAGUCAAUAAAAAGGAAGUCUGCGCAAGCAUUGAAUACUAAAAAACACUUAAUGAAACAGGAUGGGAUGUCAUAUUUUUAGAUACAAAUUAAUCAUUUAGUCCAGAAGAGUAGAUGUAAUGUGCUGGAUUCUUAGAAGGUCUAGCUUCUAAAUAAGCGAUUGCUGACUUUUUGUUCAAUAUUUCAUCCUAAAGAGGGUCAACAAAAGAAUAAUACAAAGCUUUUUUCACAAAUGUGUACAAUAAUCUACUUUCUAAAGCAAAUAAUCCUCCUAAAAAUACUGAACAAUAUUGGAAUACAGCUAAGUUGUUUUUGAUACAAUUAGUUGGUCUCAAAAACGGAUACAAUGCUUUAGAAAACAAUGAAGACUCUAAACUCGAAUUGUGGUAAAUUUCUUUACCAAACAUAGACGGAUAAGCAGAUGAAAUAGAUUAAUUAAUUGCUUCAGGCAGUUAGGAGUUAGGAGUUAACUAACAGCAAAUAUUAGUUCAUCAAAAAGCUAAACUUAGAAGACACAUUAAUCAUAAAAGAAAAAAUUCUCUUUUUGAGUGGGAGCAGAAUGCCAUGCAUUCUAGAUGCUCUGCUUUCUUUAAAAUCCUUACAGCAGAAUAAGCAAAUGGCGCUAAAAUUUUAAAAGAUAUCUUUGCUUCUCAUUCAACAUGGGAGCCAUUUUCUUCUAUGAACAGAAUCUACAAAUUUUAUAGGUUACCAAGUUUAAUCAGUACACACUCUUGGGUUUAAAUGUCAAGUUAUCCAGGGGCAAUUACUUCUACAGAUGACUUUAUUGUUAAAGAAGGGAAGUUUUUAGUAACUGAAACAUCAAUUUCUUCUUAGAACAGAGACACUGUAUCUUCUUUAAGGGCCAUAGAUGUUGAUAUUCCUGAUUUUAUUAGAGUUUAGACAGCCACUAGUCUUUCUUAAUCUGGUAUGCAAUGGGCGGAAUAUAUGUCAAAAUACGGGGCAGUAAAAAUGUACUCAUCGGAGUGGAUGAUUCUAGAUUAUUCAAAACUUCAAAAAGGAAAAGAAAUUCCAAACAACUCUUUUAUUGUGUUAUCAUCUUCAUAUGAAUAGCAAAUAAUUGAAGAUAAAACUUAAGAGCUGAUAGACAAUACAUAUUUUGCUUCUUUCAAUAAUCCUCAUAAUAAAAUAAUUAGAGAUUACUUGGGUUACACGUAGGUUGAGUAAUAUAAUGAUCUUUUUAGUCUUAAAUAAGAUCCAAGAAACUUAAUAUUCAAGCAUUUCCAAGCCAAAGCAUAGUCAAUUGAAAAAGUCAAAUGGUUAAUGCUCCAUAACUCUUAUAAAAAAAAACCUCUUGAGGGUGAACCCACAUUUUAGUCUUCAGUUGCUGCAUUGGGUGCUCGUGGUGAUAUAGAAGGAGGAUCUAAUUUUGGAGAGGUAGAUGUCAAAGUAGUUAACAUAGAUCUUCUAAAGAAUUUUUCAGUUGAAGCUAUCAGUGGCCCUUCUCACUAAGAGCAGCCUGUAUUUAUUUGGAAAUAAAAUGAUAAUGAUAGACAUUAGGGAUAACCAACUGCUUGGAAUUUCGACUGGGGAACAAUGUCUUUAAGUAUGAAGAGCAGUUAGUGA